Molecule: messenger RNA, 579 nt
Organism: Lathyrus oleraceus (garden pea)
Lineage: Eukaryota; Viridiplantae; Streptophyta; Magnoliopsida; Fabales; Fabaceae
Exons: 1
Coding region: 1-579 (192 amino acids)
Source: RefSeq, a predicted model, not a curated record
AUGUAUGUCACUGAAUUUCAAAAGCGAGGACUGCCGCAUGUGCAUAUGUUAUUGGUCUUAGAAAGUAAGGAUAAGUUGCGUGACCCAAAAGAUUAUGAUAGUAUGGUAAGAGAAGAUAUACCUAAAUUAGAAUGUGAACCACAGUUGCAUGAAGCUGUUGUAAGACAUAUGAUCCACGGACCUUGCGGCAUAAUCAACCGAAAGUCUCCAUGUAUGAAAGACGGACAUUGUAAAAAAAGGUAUCCCAAAGAAUUCUUGGAUGAAACACGUCAAGGCACUGACUCAUAUCCCGAGUAUAGGAGAAGGUUUGAUGAGUUUGUAUCGUUAGGUAAAGAUAGGUCUGUCGAUAAUAGAUGGGUGGUUCCUUAUAACCCUUGGUUACUGUUAAAGUAUGACUGUCACAUCAAUGUAGAGAUUUGCAGUAGCAUUAAAAGUAUCAAGUAUCUAUACAAAUAUGUGUACAGGGGCCCUGAUCGUGUGGCUAUGGAGGUUCAUAAAGGAUCAUACAUGGAUGAAGUUCAACAAUAUGUUGAUGCAAGAUGGAUUUGUGCUCCCGAGGCAUUAUGGAAAAUAUUUUGA